Manduca sexta (tobacco hornworm) is the source of this 3788-nucleotide messenger RNA. RefSeq names its product protein yellow (gene Y-e). NCBI's taxonomy places the organism in Eukaryota, Metazoa, Arthropoda, Insecta, Lepidoptera, Sphingidae. Gene Ontology annotation, cellular component: extracellular region. The record is from RefSeq and is a predicted model, not a curated record.
GAUAAUUCGUGCGUACGCGAAGGCUCUCGUUCAGUGUAACUGCAAGCGCCGCGCCGUGACACGGUCGCGCCUCCCUGCACCACUCGCGGAUUAACACGUGCUCCAUCUGCAUCAACCGGUUGCCGGCAUUCGCGGAAUCUCCACAUCUAAGGAAGUCAUGAUGAGGUGUCUUACUAUAGUGCUAUGCGCUUACCUUGCAUCAGCGAGUGCGUCACUCGAAGUAGUGAAUCAAUGGAACGUGCUCCAAUUCGACUUCCCGCCGGACCCCGUGCUGUUGGAGAAGUUUCAACCGGAGAACACUGUGCCAACGGGCUUAGAGAUUGGCUGGGACCGAAUCUACUUAGGAAUCCCACGGCUUAGGGCCGGCGUGCCGGCCACGCUAGCCUGGGUGCCACGCAGCCUGCCGCCAGGCGUCAGUCCAGUGCUCCAGGCGUAUCCCGACUGGUCAUGGCACACUGCAGGACGCGGCGACAUUAACUGCACCGGCCUCAUCUCGGUGUACAGGGUGCGCGCCGACCGGUGCAACCGACUCUGGGUGCUAGACGCCGGCGUUAUCACCAGCAUUGACGACUUCCGACGCGUCUGCCCACCCAAGAUACUCAUCUUCGACAUGGCCACUGAUCGAUUGGUAAGGAGUGUGUAUUUCCCACGUGAACUGCUGCGGCUGGCUUCUCUACUCACCAACCUGGUGCUGGACGAUUCCCGCUCUUCAUCUGGUCAUCAUGCCGGCUCCUGCGACAAUAUCUUUGCUUACAUCAGCGACACCGUCGCACCAGGUAUCAUAGUGUACGACGGUGCGCGCGACAAUGCUUGGCGUGUGACCCACGCCUCCAUGUACCCUGACCCUGACAUGGGCGAGUACGACAUCGGCGGUGAACGCUUCACCCUCAUGGACGGUGUCGUCGGCCUGGCCCACUCCCCCGCACAAGGACUGCUCUACUACCAACCUCUUGCAACCGAUAGAUUGUUCAGCGUUUCCACGGCGGUGUUAGCGUCGGGUCCCCCGGCUGAAGGCGCCGACUUGCCUGUGAACCUCGUCGGCCGCAAAUCUUCCCAGGGCCUCGGCGUGGCCGUCGACCCGCGCGAUGACACCAUCAUCUUCAGUCCUAUCUCCGAAACUGCCAUUGCAGCUUGGAACCCCAUUACUAACUCACACAAGGUUUUGGCUCAAGACCCAGAGAAGCUCCAGUUCUGCGCCGAAGUAAGGUGGGCGGAACGUGACAAUGGCGCCAUCUGGGUUCUCUCCACGCGCUUCCACAAAUAUUUCCGCAGAGCCGUCUCUAAACAUGAAAUACAUGUACGUAUACUGCGCGUGGUGGAGGGUCCAUCUUACGUGUCGCUGCAGCCGCAUGUUCUGCGCCGAGCUGCCUGGCAAGCCAACUCUACUCUAUUCUGAAGGGUCGUUUUAGAUUAAAUCGCGUAUCUAAUAUCUUUGCCUAUAUUAUUAUAUAAAGUAUUUAUAAACAUCACAUUCUAAGUAUAAUAUAGUUUCUAUGAAUUUUAUAUUGUCAUUACCGCAAAUUUUACACAUAACUAGAACAUUUACAAUAUUAUAUACACUAAAAUACACAUUGAGUUCUGAAUUGAGGCGUGAUGAAUGUUAAAAAAGACAUUCAUAAUAUUAAAGUUGCUUCGAUCAAAUAAAAAGAUAUGGACUUCAACCUUAUACAACAUAAGGUCAAAAGCCCAAUAGCUAGCGCCGCUUGCCGCCGAGAUAAUAUAUUUUUUUUGCGAUUUUUGAUCCCUAUUUUAAGUGAUCAAUUAAAUAACAAUAGACGCUACGUAAUAUAAAAUAGAAGUAAAAAAUAUUAAAAAAAACAAUGCACCCUGUUUACAAGCAAUUCUCGGCACGCUAUUGUUGCAAAUUAUAUCUAUAGAGAUUUUAUCUCAUUAAUAAAUACCUACCUACUUACUUUUUUGUAUACGUAUACACGAAAAUUACUUAUUUUACAACGUUUACUACAUCUUAUCUAAAUUUUUCAUAAAAUCAUUGUGCAAUACCUUCAUCUACUAUUAAACAUAUUUUAAGGAAACUGUAAUAACCUAAUUUUCAUAUAAGUUACAGAUAAUAUAUUUCUCCAACUAAUACAAUCGUAAAAAUCAACCAGGUAACUAGAAAAUACAUUUAAUAGAUAUUUAAAGUACAUAAUAUUUAUUAACUUCAAUAUUUAUAUACUGAGCCUUAUUUACAUUGUGUUAGACUUUACAAGUUUUCAUUUGUUUUAUUAAGCACUCUUUAAUACUUGUAAUAUUUUCGAAAGUGUGAAUUUUAUAUCAAAAUAGAGACAGAAGAGGAAUUAUAAAAUCUAGUCUAGAUUUAAAUAUUACUAACGCAUUGUAAUAUUUAUAUUACCGUAUUAUAGUUCACAAUGGAUUAGGCUCAAAGUCUAGAGUUACCACGACAAUAUCUGUAUGACAGUCAUUUAUUUUUAUAAUUUAUGUGUGGUUAGUGUGAUUGUGCGUUAUUCUUACAAAACAACACUCAUAUAUAAAAUGUACUAAAAAAGAAAUCACCACCAGUUCUUUACAUUACGGUACAACCUACCCAUAUUCAACAACUACCUAUAGUUAUGUUACUUUUGUUUCUGACAAUCUAAUUACAUCCAUUACACAUAAGUAAAAAAGUUUAAAAAACAAAAAUAAAAAAAAAGGUACAUUAAAUUAAAUAAUAGCGUUUAUACUUCAUUGAUAUGAGUAUAAAAUACAAAAACGUGGUCAGUCUAGGUUACGGUAUUAUAACAAACCAAUAUAGCUACCUUCGUGUAUUUUAAAUAAUUUAACUAAAAGUAAAUUACAGGUAGUCGAAUAUUAUGAUUAAUAACUUAUAAGACAGCAAACCUAAUCUAGGAUACUAAAAGUUUUACUGUUAAUGUCAACAUUCUUUGCUUAAGGUUUGUAAAUGUUAAAACAAUAUUUACUACCCAUUACCAACCUGUGGGUCGAUGCUUUUAAAAUUACGUAACAUAUCGAAAGUAAAAGCGGGUGAGUACCUUUCAUUACAGGACAGUUGUAAUAACGUAUCGGUUUUUAAAUAAUUUGACUCAAUCUUACGCAUUUCUGAGGAAUAUAUGUUAAAAACAAGAAUCCGAAAUAGUCAAUAUACAAAGUUUUUGGCUAGUUGAUACAGCAAAUAAGCUAAUAUUUACAUAUAGGCAACUAAUGAAACAUCUACGAUAGGUAUGAGAAGUUGGGAAAAGGCUAUUUACCGAAAACAAACUGUUUCUCAAAUGAUACAUCAUUGUUACAUGCAAUACAAAGAAACAGUCAAAAAUAUUGUGAUACCCCGAUCACCGUGUUUUAACAUAAUACUUAUGAAAUACAAUAAUAGUAAGUUGCCAAGCCCGAUGAGAAUGCAUGAAGAUUGAACUUCGUAGAUUGUUAUGUUCGUAAAUAUGUUACGCACUGCGUUGUACAAAGCAUAUCUUUGUAAAAUAUUUCGACGGUCUCUCCCUUUUUAAAUAAAUUACUGAAUAUUGUUGUUACUUUAAAUUCUGAUAAAGUGUAUCACUUAUAUUGAUUGUUUUAAUAGGUUAUAAUGUUAAAUCGCCUGUCAACGCGAACUUAAAAAAUAUUAAUUAAUAGAAACAUAUGAAGCUAUUUGAGUAUACUGACGGUACCACACUCAUCCUGGUGGUCGCCAUUGUGAAGGUGCCGCCCUAAGAGGCUGUCGUUUUAUUAUUUGCUUCCUGCCACUGUAAAAUAAGCUUUUCGCUAAAACAUCGUAAAUAUGCAAUAAGGAUCUAUUGUAAUUUUGUACAUUUUUAUUAAAAUAAAAAAUCUUUAAUUAA